GGUUAGUUCUGAGGACCCAGGAAAGCUGCGCGAGGGCAGCUUGCAGUGGCGAAGUGAGCUAACGGUGCCCUGGAAGACUGGUGGGCUCCGCCGGGGGUGGCGGCCUCGGAAACAGGUUCGAGCGCCCGUCACCGCUACAGCUUUCCUCCUGACACUCCCAGGGAGAUAGUGGUGAAAGUAAACAAACGAUGGCCAGUAAUCACAAACCUUCAGCUCGCCCUGUUUCACGAGGUGGAAUGGGGUUGACUGGAAGACCUCCUUCUGGAAUACGACCCCCAUCAGCAAGUAUUCGAGUGGCAACUGGAAUGCCACCUGGAACAGCAAGACCAGGCUCUCGUGGUGGUACCAUUGGGACAGGGGGAGUUCUGUCUUCUCAAAUAAAAGUUGCUGAUCGUCCUGUAACACAACAAGGUUUGAGUGGAAUGAAAACUGGAAUGAAAGGUCCCCAGAGGCAAAUUUUAGACAAAUCUUAUUAUCUUGGACUUCUUCGAAGUAAAAUAAGUGAACUUACAACAGAAAUUAAUAAACUUCAAAAAGAAAUAGAAAUGUACAAUCAAGAGAAUUCAGUAUAUUUGUCAUAUGAAAAGAGAGCUGAGACUUUAGCUGUUGAAAUCAAAGAGUUUCAAGGACAACUAGCAGACUACAAUAUGUUGGUAGAUAAACUUAAUACCAAUACUGAAAUGGAAGAAGUAAUGAAUGAUUACAACAUGCUUAAAGCUCAAAAUGAUCGAGAAACACAAAGUAUGGAUAUCAUAUUUACUGAAAGACAAGCGAAGGAAAAACAAAUUAGAAGUGUAGAAGAAGAAGUUGAACAGGAAAAGCAAGCAGCAGAUGGCAUUAUCAAAAACAUGUCUCCUGAAAAACAAGUCAAGUACACAGAAAUGAAAACCACAAAUGAGAAAUUGUUGCAGGAAUUAGAUACACUUCAGCAACAACUAGACUCACUGAACAUGAAAAAAGAGAGCUUGGAAGCUGAAAUAGCACACUCCCAGGUUAAACAGGAGGCUGUAUUGCUGCAUGAAAAACUUUAUGAGUUGGAGUCCCAUCGAGACCAAAUGAUUGCUGAAGACAAAAGCAUGGGAUCUCCAAUGGAAGAGAGAGAGAGAUUACUUAAGCAGGUUAAAGAAGAUAAUCAGGAAAUAGCCAGCAUGGAGCGACAGUUAACAGAUAUAAAAGAAAAAAUAAAGCAAUUUAAUGAAGAAAUUAGACAACUGGACAUGGAUUUAGAAGAACACCAAGGUGAAAUGAAUCAGAAGUACAAGGAACUAAAAAAACGAGAGGAAAAUAUGGACACUUUUAUUGAGACUUUUGAGGAAACUAAGAAUCAGGAACUUGAACGGAAGGCACAGAUAGAAGCCAACAUUGUUACACUUUUGGAGCACUCUAGUAGAAAUAUAAAUCGUAUGAAACAGAUAUCCUCUAUCACCAAUCAAGAGCUGAAGAUGAUGCAGGAUGAUCUCAAUUUUAAAUCUACUGAAAUGCAGAAGUCACAAAGUACAGCUAGAAAUUUGACUUCAGAUAGUCAGCGUCUACAGUUGGAUCUACAGAAAAUGGAGCUUCUGGAAAGUAAAAUGACUGAGGAACAGCAUUCUCUGAAAAGCAAAAUUAAGCAAAUGACAGCUGAUUUGGAAACAUAUAAUGAUUUGCCAGCUUUAAAAUCAUCAGGUGAAGAAAAGAAAAAGAAAUUACAUCAGGAGAGAACAGUAUUAACAACCCGUAGAAAUGCCUUUAAGAAAAUAACGGAGAAGCUAAAUGUAGAGUAUGAGACGCUAAAAACACAAUUGCAAGAAAAUGAGACACAUUCUCAGCUUACAAAUUUGGAGAGGAAGUGGCAACACCAUGAGCAAAAUAAUUUUGUGAUGAAAGAAUUUAUAGCAACCAAGAGUCAAGAGAGUGACUACCAGUCAAUUAUGAAGACUGUGACCAAGCAGAUUGCAGAGUACAAUAAAAACCUUGUGGACGCUCUACAUAGCAUGAGCAGAAACUGAGUCUGAACCAACUGCAAGUCUCUGUAGUAGUGUCCUCUAGAUACUGAACUUUGGACAAGCUGACUGAAAAAAAAAAUAGCUUACCCUUGAAGAGUUUUACCUAAAAUGUUUGAGUGCUAUAAUUUUUGUGACUGCUUUGAAGAGUGUAUUUUAAGUAGUGUAAUAGUUCAAUAAAAAGUUUUUACAUUAAAGUA
This is a messenger RNA of Lynx canadensis (Canada lynx), 2182 nucleotides long. It is a transcript of the gene IFT74, whose product is annotated as intraflagellar transport 74. NCBI's taxonomy places the organism in Eukaryota, Metazoa, Chordata, Mammalia, Carnivora, Felidae. Gene Ontology annotation, biological process: intraciliary transport involved in cilium assembly; cilium assembly. The record is from RefSeq and is a predicted model, not a curated record. The transcript has 20 exons. Gene Ontology annotation, cellular component: cilium; intraciliary transport particle B; centrosome. Bases 189 to 1988 code for a protein of 599 amino acids. Gene Ontology annotation, molecular function: beta-tubulin binding.